AUGGGCUCCCAAGGCCCCCUCGGUGGGCCACAAAAGCCCGCCGUUCCACAGACCACCAUCGCCAGAUUCACGCCGGAGGAAAUGAGGAACAUUCAAGGCGACAUCUUACUUGGCUUGCCCAAGCAGAGCCAGCGAUUCUGGUUCUUCAAGAUCGUCAAGAAUCACGACUUCCGCCAGCGCCUUGGCGAUGUCAUCCCACUCAUCACCACGUGCGUCAAGACCCAGAACGACCGUGAGGCUAUCAGGCGCCGUCCUCGCCGUGAGGAUUGCUUGCAUAUGGGCAGCAUUAAUGUUGCCUUCAGUUGGGAGGGCUUGAAGAAGAUUGAUCCGGCGAAGUUCAAGGAUAGCACCACGGGAACGGCUAUCCUGGACAAGCACUUUGAGGAAGGCAUGGAAGCUCAUCGCCUGCAACUCAGAGACGACCCGAUCAAUUGGAAUCCCAAGAACUGGACAAGUUGGGAUGGGAAAAAGGACGGCGAGGGAAAGGCAGAUACCAAGGGCUUCGAGGGUAAGAAUAUUCACGGUGUCGUGCUUGUCGUUGGAGAAGAUGAUCGCAAGGUGCAAGACCAGUUCGACAAGGUCGCAAGCAUCUUGGGAGACUCGGCCGAAGAAGUCAUUGCCCUGAACGGCAAGGUUCGUCCAGACAAGGAGGCUGGCCACGAGCACUUUGGCUUUAAGGAUGGAAUCUCGCAACCCUUCGUCCUCGGCACUGAGGGCUGGGGCAAGGACAGUCACGAGCUACCAGGGCAAGGCCACGUCAAACCUGGCGUGAUUCUGUUUGGGCGUGAAGGCGAUAACGAAGAGGUGGACCGACCACCGUGGGCAAUGGAUGGGAGCUUGAUGGCGUUUCGCUACCUCCACCAGAAGGUCCCCGAGUUCGACCGCUUUCUGGAAGUCAAAGCCACCUCUCAAGUCAGCAGUGAGCUUCUUGGUGCGCGGUUUGUUGGACGGUGGAAGAGUGGUGCACCAAUCGAUAUUGCUGAUCGACAGGAUGACCCCGUAUUGGCGGACGAUGAAAACAAGAACAACGAUUUCGUCUUCAAGGACAACGACAAUGAUCCGGCAAACCCCCACUCUCGUUGCCCCUUCGCAGCUCACAUUAGAAAGACGAAUCCUCGCGGUGACCUACCUCCUGGAAACAUGUCUGUGGAGCGCAUCAUUCGUCGCGGUAUCCCGUACGGUGAGGAGGUUGAGGAUAGCGAAAGGCAAACCCAAAAGACCAGUCGCGACCGUGGAUUGCUGUUCGCCUGCUACCAGUCCCACAUUUCACGUGGGUUCGACCUGAUGCAGAGAGUCUGGGCAAAUAACCCCAAUUUCAUUGUUAACAAGACGCCUCGUGCUGGGGUGGAUCCAAUAAUUGGCCAGACGCACAAGUCUGACACAGCACCAGCAGAUGCUAGAAAUGCCACUGGCAUGAUCUCCAUCAAUGCCGACGCUCCCAGUAACCAACCACCCAACUUCUUUGAUAUGGGUGACGCAACUGAUGAAUGGGUGGUUAGCCGAGGCGGCGAGUACUUUUUUAGCCCUAGCAUCAUGAGUUUGGAGAAGUACAUCGCGAUCUGA
Molecule: messenger RNA, 1563 nt
Organism: Cyphellophora europaea CBS 101466
Lineage: Eukaryota; Fungi; Ascomycota; Eurotiomycetes; Chaetothyriales; Cyphellophoraceae
Exons: 7
Coding region: 1-1563 (520 amino acids)
Cellular component (GO): cytosol
Molecular function (GO): peroxidase activity; heme binding
Source: RefSeq, a predicted model, not a curated record